Molecule: messenger RNA, 5035 nt
Organism: Peromyscus leucopus (white-footed mouse)
Lineage: Eukaryota; Metazoa; Chordata; Mammalia; Rodentia; Cricetidae
Gene: Glb1l
Product: galactosidase beta 1 like
Exons: 16
Coding region: 1205-3163 (652 amino acids)
Biological process (GO): carbohydrate metabolic process
Cellular component (GO): vacuole
Molecular function (GO): beta-galactosidase activity
Source: RefSeq, a predicted model, not a curated record
CCGCGCGCUGGAGUCCGAAAGUGGCCCGCUACAGUAGCCUAACUUGGAGGAGGAUCCAGGGAGGGACGGGUGCUGGCCCUUAGACGCCUGGAGGUCUGAUCCCGUAACACUUUCAGGGCUCUGGCCCUGUGUUCCAUUGCCUUAGCUAGUGUCGGAGUGCGCCUUUGAACCAGCGUGCCACAGUUUCUAAAUCUGGUCCUAAACAGUCUCCUAGCUGCGUGACCUCCAGGAAGUGAUUUAGCCUCUCAGAACCUCCCUUUUCCCAGCUGUAAGACAGUAGUAGUACCUAGGGCUAAGUAAGUGUUGUGAAAUGUGAGGCCAAACCAACUAGUUCCAAUCCCAGCUCUAGUGAUCUAAUUGUGCCUUGGACAGACAUUUAAUUCAUUUUCCUUAUGUGUAAGAUGAGAAUGAUAAUUAUUUCAUGGGUUUUUUUUUUUCAAGAUCAAAUGAAAUGUCUUUCGUACAUUAUCUGACACAUAGCCUUCAAUGUGUGUCGAUAAACAGAAAUAGUAGUAUUUUCUACUCUGAUUCGUCACAGUUGUGAAGGCAGGCGAACUGGAAAAUUGGAUUUCCAAGCUUUGCACUAUGUUUUUUUCACAUCUCUUGCCUAGACAGGCAGAUAUAUUGGAAAGGAGUGCACCUCCAAAAAAAAAAAAAAAAAAAAUAUUGGCCAAACAGACUCCUUGUAACUCAGUUUCCCCUUUCCAUAGUUGUGAUCACCAUGAAGAUUUUCUACGUUUUUCGCUGUUUCUGAACCUAUUGUAGCCCUUGGUUCUGUUGCCACUCAUAUAGAUUUAACUUGAUGUGUGCCAGAUCCUUUGCUAGUCAUGAAGAUUCAAGACGCCCUACUAGCGUUCAGAGAGUUCAGUGUAGAAGAGCAGGACACCUUAUUAAAAUGCAGAUUCUGAUCCUAUAGGUCGGGGGUAAGACCCGGGAUUCUGCAUUUCUAACAAGCUCCCAGGUGAUGCUGAUGAAGCUGAUCCGUGAACAGCACUUUGAGUAGCAAGAUGUAGAGGAUUUAACAAACUAGUGGGUGGUGGGUGGCUGCAGGCAAAAGGCAAAGUCCGGGUUAACUGCCUGAAAACUUGAGGUGGUCCCCGCCCCUUUGCUUGCUGAGGUUCCCUCCCAGGAAUCCGACACGUGACGUGACGGGUGGGACAGCCCUCACAGAGCAGAAGAACCCUGUAAAUGCGUGGCUGUGAAGAUGCCUCCUGACCUGCCUUCCCUGCCGCCGAAGCUUGUGAUGCUGCUAUUGCUGCUGCUGCCCCUGCCGCUGGCCCAGGCAGAAACUCGCUCCUUCGUCGUGGAUCGGCAACAUGACAGAUUCCUCCUGAACGGGGCCCCGUUCCGCUAUAUUUCUGGCAGCCUGCACUACUUUCGCGUACCGCCGGUACUUUGGGCCGACCGGCUUCUCAAGAUGCAAAUGAGCGGCCUCAACGCUGUACAGUUUUACGUGCCCUGGAACUACCAUGAGCCAGAGCCUGGGGUCUAUAACUUUAACGGGAGCCGGGAUCUCAUUGCUUUUUUGAAUGAGGCAGCUAGAGCGAACCUGUUGGUCAUACUGAGACCAGGACCUUACAUCUGUGCAGAGUGGGAGAUGGGAGGCCUCCCAUCUUGGCUGCUUCGAAAACCUAAUAUUCAUCUGAGAUCCUCAGAUCCAGACUUCCUUGCUGCUGUGGACUCCUGGUUCCAGGUCUUGCUGCCCAAGAUAUAUCCAUUUCUCUACCACAAUGGGGGCAACAUCAUUAGCAUUCAGGUGGAGAAUGAGUAUGGUAGCUACAAGGCCUGUGACUUCAAGUACAUGAGACACUUGGCUGGCCUCUUCCGGGCAUUGCUAGGAGACGAGAUCUUGCUCUUCACCACAGAUGGGCCUCAAGGACUCAGAUGUGGUUCCCUCCCAGGACUCUAUACCACUAUAGAUUUUGGCCCAGCUGACAACAUGACCAAACUCUUUGCCCUGCUUCGGAGUUAUGAACCCCAUGGGCCACUGGUGAACUCUGAGUACUAUACAGGCUGGCUGGAUUACUGGGGCCAGAAUCACUCCACCCGAUCCAGUACAUCUAUCGCCCAGGGACUAGAAAAAAUGCUCGAGUUGGGAGCCAGUGUGAACAUGUACAUGUUCCAUGGAGGGACUAACUUUGGAUACUGGAAUGGUGCUGACGAGAAGGGACACUUUCUUCCAAUUACUACCAGCUACGACUAUGAUGCACCCAUAUCUGAAGCAGGGGAUCCCACACCUAAGCUUUUUGCACUUCGAAAUGUCAUCAGCAAGUUCCAGGAAAUUCCCUUGGGACCUUUACCUCCCCCCAGCCCCAAGAUGAAGCUUGGACCUCUGACUUUGAGCCUGGAUGGGAAUUUGCUGUCUUUCCUAGACUUUCUCUGCCCCCACGGCCCCAUCCGUUCCGUUUUGCCGUUGACCUUUGAGGCUGUCAAGCAGGAUCACGGCUUUAUGCUGUACCGGACCUAUCUGACUCACACUAUUUUUAAACCAACACUAUUCUGGGUGCCAAAUAAUGGAAUUCAUGACCGUGCCUAUGUGAUGGUGGAUGGGGAACUGAUGGGUGUUCUGGAGCGGAAUUUGAAAAAUGAACUAUAUUUGACUGGGAAAGCAGGGGCCAAGCUGGAUAUCUUGCUAGAGAACAUGGGGAGGCUCAGUUUUGGGUCUAACCACAGUGACUUCAAGGGCCUGUUAGAGCCACCGCUUCUGGGGCAGACGAUCCUCACCGAGUGGAUGAUGUUCCCUCUCAAAGUUGAUAAGCUUGUCAGGUGGUGGUUCCCCCUGCAGCUGAUGAAGAGAGCCCAGCCUCCGCCUGCCUCUGGCCCCGCCUUCUACUCCACCACAUUUACAGUGCUAGGCAAACUUGGGGACACAUUUCUCUAUCUACCCGGAUGGACGAAGGGCCAAGUAUGGAUCAAUGGGUUUAACUUGGGCCGGUACUGGACAAAUCGGGGUCCACAACAGACCCUAUAUGUGCCAAGACUUCUGCUGUUUGGUAGAUCUGUCAACAAAAUCACAUUGCUGGAGCUAGAAAACGUGCCUCAGGAGCCCCAAAUCCAAUUUUUGGAUACACAUAUCCUCAAUAGCACUUUGCAUUGGGGAUAUGCCUAUUUUCUCCCAGAAACACAAGGUUCAUAUGAACCAAUGGAGUUAAGUGGGCACUGAAAGAAAGAUGACCCUUGAAUCUGGGCACAGGGCAGGAGCUUUUGGUGUGGCCACAGUGACCAUAAAGAAUCAAAGGCUACAAUCCCUCUGAAUGUAAGUACAGAUACAGUUUUCUUGCCAAACUUUAUUGUGAUUAAAAUUCCAAAGACAGGACGGCUCCCCACACCUCUGGGGCCCUGCCCUUGCCCUUGUUCCUGAGUCCUUCACCCCCAUCUUCCACAUAAUCUCGAGCUUCGUGAGGAGGAAGAGAAACUCUAGGUCUGAAUGUGUCCUCUCAGGGCCUAGAGUUGGCCCCAGAUGGUAUAAGAAAUCAGGAAGAAGGCCUCCCUGCCUGACUUCGAUGGUCUCGGAGGCAACGUGUGGAGCAGAAAGAGAAGUCGAGGUAGUGAAAGGGAACGAGGCCUUGGAGGGACACGCCACAACUCCAACAGCGUCUAAAGAAAAGGAAGACAAAUGACUGCACAGAUACCCCACAACUGUCCCGUCUCAGCUUUGCCCAGCCCUUAAAGAUCCCAGAGAGCCUCAAGUCCCCUCCAUGAUCCUUCUCAACACCACGAAGGCCCUCAUUCCUCAUCCCCCGAGUGACCCCUAUGACCCAGGAGCCCACCCUUUCAUUCCCUGGCCCCCGUACCCAGCACUGACAGCCGCAGAGUCAGGAACUGGAGGGCUAGGGGCUCCCAACUGGGCAGCGAGUCGGCGUUCUGCAGCCAGGGCCCUCUGGAAACCAGAAUCGAAGUUAAAGAAGAGUCCGCAGGGGUGAAGCGCACACGCAGGAGGUGACAGCUCACUCCGGGGAGGGGAGGUAUGGCCUCACCUUCUCUCGGUCACUGAGGGCAGCAAAUCGCCGCUGCUCUUCCUGCUCCUGCUCUUCCUGUUCCCUCUGCUUCUGCUGCUGCUGCUCCCGCUGCCGGCGGGCCGCCUUCUGCUCCUUCUUCCUUGCGGCCUGGCGGGCCUCCAUUUCUUGAGUCAGUGGCCCUGGCACCUGGAGGAUUUCCCAAAGAUACUGUAAAACUGUAAGGACCCGGUGAGGAUCCGAUGCCCUCCCAUUCUGCCGCUCCUUUUCCAGCUCACCCGAGCCUUGUUGUAAUCAUAGGCAUCAAGAUUCUUCUCCAUGAACCUUCGGAAUUCAUUCCGUGUGGAUUUGUCAGCUGCCACGGUAUAAGGUGGCCGAGCCCUAGAGUCCCUAAGGACAAAAACCCAAAACCGAGUUCAACUUGCCUUCUGCUUUUUCUGACAUCACCCAAGGAAAUAGUAUCAGGUGCCAACAGGAGCCCCCACCACAUUAUGCUCAGGAUGGAGAUAUACUUACUGUAUAGUAGGGUCAGCACCUGCCUCCAACAGAAGACGGACUACUAAGCCUCUUCCGGCUGCGGCCGCUGCAUGCAGGAGAGUAAAGCCACCAGAGCCCAAAGGGGCAUUGAGUAGGGACCUAACUCCAGGAUCGACAGGUCCAGUAGCGAGCUGGAGCUUUAGCACCUCAACUUCCCCAGCUCGGCAAGCCGACAGAAGCAUGUCCCAGAGCUCUGGCUGGUCAGGGGCUUUGGCUGUAACCACUUGGUCUGCCUGUGAGAGGGGCUGGUCUCGAGGUUGCUGAAGAAGAGUCACGUGUGUCCCACACUGCUGGCCUUGACUCCUCUCCUUCUUUUUCCUCCUCCUCCGCUUGGGCAACACCUCAAACUCACGAAGAUCCAGGGUCCCCAGUGUCAAUUCUACUAGCUCCAACUCUACUUGGGAGCCAUCUUCUUCCUGAGACUCUGAACCUAGGGAAAAAUAUGAUGUUAGAUCUAUCUAAAGAAUAGGGAGAGGGUGGAAGGCUGUGGGCGUCCUCAGAUGGGUUUACAUUUAUAAAAAGAUACUCAGAUCAUCCUGAAA